UUCCUCUUUUGUUCUAUAGAUACUCAGAGCACGGCAGAACACAUUCAAACAUCACAUCGUCCUCACUACAUGCACACACAGAGCUCAGGAAGCGAUCACACACACACACACACACACACACAGACACCGUCCGGGCGCACAGCAGAGGAAACUCAGGACCUGUACAAGCGUCACAUCUGUCUUCCUGCUCUCCCUCCGGGCUCAGGUAGCUGUUCGCACAGCCGUCGGACUGACGAUGCCACAGCACACGCGACAUUCCCUGAUCAACGUCCUCCUCUUGUGGACCGCCAUCCUUUCCAUCGUCCAAGUUGUGUUCAUCGUCUUCUACAUCACAGCUGGACACCGCGGUGUGCCUCAGAACAGUAUCGCUGUAGCACCAACGCGCACUAUGCAAUUCCAUGCGAACAACACACCUUCGCCUCCAUCCGAGCAUGGGCUUCUCUUGGGCAAAGGGAAAAUGCUCAGCUUUCUGGCUACUGAUGGUACCGAGGCCCACGACGAUGACAAGAGAAUUAGAUGGUUAGCGAAGAAUCCAGAUGCAACCCUUAUCUCAGAAGGAGAUGUCCUGGCCGUGAAGAAGGACGGCUAUUACUUCCUGAAUCUUCAGGUGACACUGCGCUCAUGUGAAGAGGAAAAGGAGCACACGGUCAGUCUGAAGUGGAACAACAAACUCCUCCUGCACGGUUGGAUUAAUACGAAGUCAUGCAGCACGGGCCUGCUCGGCAAGGUAGAGGAGCUGUCUGCUGGAGGGACCCUGGGGGUCACCCUCGAGCCGAAAACCUCUAUUAAUACGUCUGAAUCUGAAACUCACCUGGAUAUCAUCUACAUGCGCAAGCCGUAGCUCUGACACAAUACAUCCAUUCAAAAAAACCCUUGGCAUCUCCCAGGUCACCUGUCCCAGCCUUACAGGACCCAAUGACCCUGGUCAGAUGCAGAGACGGCAGGACAGAGCGUGCUUAUUGUUCUCAUGAUACCAAACAGACGCGUCUUCCUGCAGUCAGAGAAUGGAUGAAAGUACUGGAUUGAAGCUGGGCCUCAUAGCUUUUAAAUUCUGGUCUACAAAAAGAAAAGAAAAAUCCCCCCCCCUAUCCCCAACUGAAUUCACAUUGAUUCAACGUCCAGUUACUUUUGGACAGUAAAGUAAAUAUACCGUAAAGCAGCUCCAGGAUUGGUCCUGGGUUGAUGACAUCACUACAAAUCUGUUUCUCUGCUGUUGUGCUCAAUGGAACUUCACACUUCUUGUGCCGUAGAAACAACAUGGAGUAAACUGUAGGUUUGGGUGGGGUUUAAAAUGCCUGGGUUAGAAAAGCAAAGUUGGAUUGUUCUCAUCGGUUGUAAAACAGCUGUGACCGAAGACAACACUUUUAAGGCGGUGAACCAGUCUUUACUUGAUUGUUCAAAAUUUAUUUCCUUGUCGGAGAAAAUAGUUUGCUCCAUGAAUGUAUUAUUUUGAAGUGCAACAUCUGGCAGAAAACCUACGUUUUGUUGCCAGACUUGGAUAUUUUCACAGCUCAUUUUGAUAAUUUAUUUCUUGAAAUAUUUGUAACUGUUUUAAUUAAAUAUUUAUGUUGUGCUUAUUUAUUAUGUGGACAUUAAAUAUAUACUGUACAUUAUAUGCAGCUACUCUAUAUAUUGUAUUCAACAAAAUUGUUUGGACAGGUCAUCUAAUAACCAAUGAAUAUAUGUCACUGUGUGACAAUGUGUCACUGUGUAUCAUACAUACAUUGUUAUUAAGUCAGUGGAUAAAUAUUCUAUAUUUCUAAUUAAUGCAAUACAAACGGGAAAAAAAUGGUUGGCAAGUGUUUCAGAAAAAGGGUCAGGAAUUGUGGAUUUAUUUGUUUUGACAUGGUAUUGUAGAAUUUUCAUUUCUUUUCAGUCUGUAAUGAUUUUAAGCAAUGUAAUUCAUUUAUUUAUUAACAAUGUAAACGCAAUCAACACAAUUGCGUACAUUAAUAUUCCAUUUCCGAAUCUGAAUUUGGGAAUGAAAAGUGAGAUUUCUUGACAGAACUAACCUCCGAUUCUCCGUCACUACUUGACGCACAUUGAGACGCCUGGAUCACAAGUUGUGGUGGUUUGUGUGAAAAGUUUCAUGUAGUGAGGUUUUUAAUUUGGUUUCGUCAAGGAUUUUCAGUCGUUGCUUGGGCCCCUGAAAAUAUGUAUACGUCAGCGUGUUUAUGCAUUCAAAAUCAGCCAUUUUGUGUUUUUAUAUUCGACUACGUCAGCGUAGUUACUGUCUUUAAAAUGUGUAACAAUUAAAAACUUUGUUUUCUUAA
This is a messenger RNA of Scophthalmus maximus (turbot), 2273 nucleotides long. RefSeq names its product TNF superfamily member 18 (gene tnfsf18). The coding region runs from base 236 to 841 and encodes 201 amino acids. Gene Ontology annotation, molecular function: protein binding. The record is from RefSeq and is a predicted model, not a curated record. Lineage: Eukaryota; Metazoa; Chordata; Actinopteri; Pleuronectiformes; Scophthalmidae. The transcript has 4 exons.